AUGGAAUUAACCAAAAUGUCAGACAUGACAAAGCUCCAUCAAGCUGUGGCCAUGGGGGACUACAAUUCAGUGAAAAAGAUUUUGAAGAAAGGUCUCUGUGAUCCAAAUUACAAGGAUGUGGACUGGAAUGACCGGACUCCCCUUCACUGGGCUGCAAUCAAAGGGCAGAUGGAGGUCGUGCAUCUCCUGGUAGAACACGGAGCCAGGCCCUGCCUGGUGACUGAUGUGGGCUGGACCCCAGCUCACUUUGCGGCUGAGUCUGGCCACCUGAACGUGCUCAAAACUCUGCAUGCCUUGCACGCGGCUAUCGACGCCCCUGACUUCUUCGGAGACACCCCCAAGAGGAUCGCAGAGAUCUAUGGGCAGAAAACUUGUGUGGCAUUCCUGGAGAAGGCAGAGGUUGAAUGCAGGGACCACCGACACACGGCCCAGCAGAAGGGACUGCAGCUAGAUCAGCGGGACGGAGACUGGGAUGCCAAGAGAAAGGAGCUGGAGCGAGCUCUCCCUUCCUCAAAUCAAAGCACAAAUAAGAUAAAGAAUCAGAAACGUCAAGGCCCUGCCAGAUUCAGCAAGCAUAAGGGGAGGAGAGUGUGA
Molecule: messenger RNA, 594 nt
Organism: Echinops telfairi (small Madagascar hedgehog)
Lineage: Eukaryota; Metazoa; Chordata; Mammalia; Afrosoricida; Tenrecidae
Gene: ANKRD66
Product: ankyrin repeat domain 66
Exons: 3
Coding region: 1-594 (197 amino acids)
Molecular function (GO): protein binding
Source: RefSeq, a predicted model, not a curated record